AUGCUCUCCGUUGCAGCACCCAGCUUCGGGUUGGAGCACCGACCCAAUGUGUCCUCCCCUCUCUCCUCAUCACCUGUCCGCCCCUCGUCGCCCCUAUACUCCGUCGACGGAAACGUCUCCUUCUCCUCCCGGAGACAAAUUCAGUCAUCGCCUAUCCAGCAGCCCAAGUUCAGAUACGCGUCUCGUCCGGUGCGCAAGAACCCCUUACUGCGCAAGCGGGAAGACGCACAGGAGUCAAGACGGCGCAACUUUUUGCAGAGUGUGAGGCAAAAACAGGAUGACAGGGCAUGGCGGAGGAGAGACAUCGAGGGGCAGUUCCUGAAGAAUAGCUUGUUGGCUGAUAUUGGACGACUUUCGCAUGAUGCGCCAGCUGUCUUGGAGACGGAUUUAGAAGACGCCAUGGCAUCUCAGGAUAAUCACAAGUUCCAAAGCAGCCAUGAAGACGACCACGAGCCCGAGGACGCGAUGGAUGUGGUGUGUCAGGAGGAAGAAGAGCUCGAAGUCAUGGUUGCUUCAUACGAGCAACAUAGUCAACUUGAUCAGGGACCCUCAUCGCCUGUACUAUCCGACGAGGAGUAUGAUGAUGUGUUUGCAGAGCUAAUCGCUCAAGAACAAGCAUGUUCACAAGCACCACCCUCUGCUGAGCAUAUGGAUAUGUCAUGA
Molecule: messenger RNA, 663 nt
Organism: Metarhizium album ARSEF 1941
Lineage: Eukaryota; Fungi; Ascomycota; Sordariomycetes; Hypocreales; Clavicipitaceae
Exons: 2
Coding region: 1-663 (220 amino acids)
Source: RefSeq, a predicted model, not a curated record